GGGCUUAUCUAAUAUCUUCCCCAUAAACGGAUUAAACUUUGCAGCUUUUGUUUUCUCUCUGACUCGGCAGACCAAUAUGGCGAUGGCGGCUGAGAGUCUGACAGACGAAUCCAAACCCCAGCUAAUCUUCAGUUACGGCACACUCAAACAAGGCUUCCACAACCACAAACUAACCCAGGACCUCAUCGACCGAAACGACGCCGUGUCACUAGGCCCCUGCAUCACCCAAUUCUCCUACCCUCUCGUUUGCGGACCCCACGGAAUCCCCUACCUUAUCAACCUUCCCGGGUCGGGCCACCGGAUCAAGGGCGAGCUCUACUCUGUCUCAACCCGCGGACUCGCCCGGUUCGACGAGUUGGAGGGCACCAGCAUCGGCCACUACGAGCGCCUCCCUAUUCACGUAAUCCAUGGCAGCGGAGACGGCGUCGUUUCGGCUGAGGCUUAUUUCGCGCACAGAAGCUUUGGCCCUGCGAUGUGGGAGAGAAAUGGCAAGAAGGGUUUGAGCGAGUGGACGGAGAAUGAGGCCAGAGGGUAUGUGAAAAGACAAGAUAGGCCAUACCAGGGUCGCACCAUUCUCGAGGACGUCCGACAAUUUGUUUCCAGGAGAUAGGGGCAGUCUCGGAAAUGUCAGAGGGUUCAGCCGGUGGGGAUGAUUAGGUCACUUUAUCUUGCUUUUCUGCAUGAAUUUGAUUAAAUAUAAUUGAAGUUCAAUUGUUAUGAGUAAUUUGCUAUUGGCAUGCGUGUUAUUGGCUAUUGGCUGAUAGAUUUUUCAAUGUGAUCGUCACAUGAGUUGGUAUUUCGCGUGUUACUAUAUAAAUAGUGGGUUAUGUA
Malus domestica (apple) is the source of this 831-nucleotide messenger RNA. Its product is annotated as putative gamma-glutamylcyclotransferase At3g02910. Gene Ontology annotation, molecular function: gamma-glutamylaminecyclotransferase activity. Gene Ontology annotation, cellular component: cytosol. NCBI's taxonomy places the organism in Eukaryota, Viridiplantae, Streptophyta, Magnoliopsida, Rosales, Rosaceae. The record is from RefSeq and is a predicted model, not a curated record.